Messenger RNA from Dichotomopilus funicola, 2001 nucleotides. Its product is annotated as P-loop containing nucleoside triphosphate hydrolase protein. Gene Ontology annotation, molecular function: helicase activity; ATP binding; RNA binding. The record is from RefSeq and is a predicted model, not a curated record. The transcript is spliced from 2 exons. Gene Ontology annotation, cellular component: intracellular anatomical structure; catalytic step 2 spliceosome. The coding region runs from base 1 to 2001 and encodes 666 amino acids. NCBI's taxonomy places the organism in Eukaryota, Fungi, Ascomycota, Sordariomycetes, Sordariales, Chaetomiaceae.
AUGGCGGACUUUGAUCUUGGGGCGGCUUUCAUCCCCGCCCUCCACAAACCAUCGGAGCUUCUGCCAAUAGCGAAACAUCGAGAAUCACUUCUAUAUCUCGUGGAAGCUUCCCCUGUUACGAUCAUCGUGGGCCAAACAGGAUCUGGAAAAAGCACACAGAUUCCUCAAUUCUUGGCACACGCUGGGUGGUGUGCAAACGGAAAAAUCAUCGGAAUCACACAGCCCCGCCGAGUUGCUGCUACGACGGUUGCCAUCAGGGUUGCGGAAGAGUUCGGGUGCGAGAUCGGCAAAGAGGUCGGAUAUUCAAUACGUUUUGAGGAUGCCACCUCUGAGAACACUCGUAUCAAAUUUCUCACGGACGGACUUCUCAUCCGGGAAGCACUCGUCGACCCUCUUCUCUCUCGAUAUUCGGUGAUCAUGGUGGACGAAGCCCACGAAAGAUCCAUCAGCUCCGACAUAUUGCUCGGCUUGCUGAAGAAAAUUCGGAAGAAACGGCCUGAACUACGGAUCAUUAUCAGUAGCGCCACGCUUCAAGCUGAAGACUUUCGUCAAUUCUUCGCCGAUCCUAACGAAGAAUCCGGUGACAAAGAGAACAAUGACAUUGCGUCAAUUGUCAGCCUGGAAGGCAGAACUCACCCAAUAGAUGUAUUGUACCUCGACUCUCCCACUGAAGACUACGUCGAGAAAGCAGUGUCGACCGUCUUUGACAUUCACACGAAUGAACCCAAGGGCGACAUCUUAGUCUUUCUGACUGGAAGAGAGGAGAUUGAACAGGCGGUUCAAGCUGUCUCGGAGCGCUCGACUCAGCUUCUUCCGGGGUCCGACUCCAUUCUUCCUUUGCCACUCUACGCCGGUCUCACUACAGAACAGCAGAUGUAUGUGUUCGAGGAAGCGCCUGAAAACUUCAGGAAGGUCAUUUUUGCCACCAAUAUCGCCGAGGCGUCUGUGACGAUCAAUGGGAUCGUUUAUGUUGUGGACUCUGGCUUUGUCAAACUCCAGGCGUACAAUCCCCAAACCGGGAUUGAGAGUCUGACGGUAACCCCGGUGUCCAAGGCUUCUGCCGCCCAGCGGGCAGGCCGUGCCGGCCGAACAAAGCCCGGGAAAUGCUUCCGGCUGUACACGGAAGAAGGCUACCACUCCCUCCCCGACGCCAACAUCCCAGAGAUUCAACGAUCGAACCUUGCGCCGUUCAUCCUUCAACUCAAGGCGUUGGGCGUAGACAACGUCCUAAGGUUUGACUUCCUUUCGCCGCCUCCUGCGGAGCUCAUGACCAGGGCACUUGAGUUGCUCUAUUCGCUCGGGGCCUUGGACGACUACGCCAAGCUCACAAAACCAUUAGGGAUGCGGAUGGCCGAGCUCGCAGUUGAGCCCAUGAUGGCCAAAACCCUCCUCGCUGCCCCAUCUUUUGGUUGUUUGAGCGAGAUCUUGACGAUAGCCGCCAUGACAAGUCUCGGCGGGAAUAUCUGGAUUCAGCACGAAGGGGAGAAGAAGAAAGCGGAGAGCACAAAGCGGAAGUUCGCCGCCGAAGAAGGGGACCAUCUCACGCUAUUGAACGUUUAUCAAGCCUUUGUGACAAAAGGCCGCAAGGAAGCCCGGUUCUGCCACGAGAACCUCCUCAACUUCAAGCUCAUGGCUCGAGCGGUUAGCGUCCGGGCCCAGCUCAAGCGAUACCUAGAGCGGUUUGGUCUGAACGUCGACGAGUCCCUUGCAUCGAGCUCGACCUCUCCGGCAAACAACCAAGCACAGCAAAUUCAGCGCUGCCUCACGGCGGGUUAUUUCGCCCAUGCCGCAAGGAUGCAGCCGGACGGAACGUUUCGAAACGUGGCAGGGACGACAACGCUACACGCUCAUCCGAGCUCAAUCAUGUUCAAUCGCAAGGCGGACUGGGUGAUAUUUCACGAGGUCAUGGAGACGGGAAGCAAGACAUUCAUUCGGGAUAUCACCCGCAUCGAGAAGUCCUGGUUGCUCGAAUAUGCCCCUGAGUUUUACAAGACAGGAUGA